AUGUCCCAUUCCAAUAGGGAAGAUAUCCGUGGACAGCUUUCAGAUAUCCAGCGGAAGCUUUUUGGAGCCAGCAAGGAUCGAGCACAAAAAUCCAUAGUUCCGCCUGAAGGCUCACGUCCCGCUCGCAACCCUGCGUCGGUGUCAGGGCCAGGUCUGAGCUCUGCGGCCGGAGGUUCGCUUCUGAAGAAACCGGUAGCAACUUCCAACUAUUCCAACCGCAAUACAUUGAUACCACAGGCUCCGCCUGCGUUGGGCCCCGAGCUGAAAGGCGGUGACAUGAACUUCAUGGUUGAUUUGAGUGAGAAUUUGCUUUUCGAGUGUAGAAGAUGGCGUGCCGACAACGCUAAAUUGAAAGCCAAGUUGAAGAGUCUGUAUGAUGAGAUUGCUCAGUACAAGAGCGAGAUCGUGGCCUUGACAAACUCCCAGACGUUCGCUCUGAGUCAUGAGACAACUUUAAAGGACAAAAACUGGGAAUUGGAGACAAACGUUACCGUGUUGAACGAACAGUUGGAGUCUCUUCGUUUGGCCAAUGAGAAAUUGGUCAAGUCUCACAACGAGUCCACGCUUCGCAUCUCUGCUCUCCAGCGUGAGAACGACGAGAUGCUGUUGAAAAACUCCGAAUUGGCCACGGACUUGCACCACGUUCAGGAUCAAUACAAUCGGGAGGUGACCGACUUUAAUUCCCGAAUUGAAGGUCUCAACGACGAGAACGAUACAUUGCACCAGCAGCUUUCUGAAUUGAAGGCUGCAGCCGGGAAUGAAGCCAGGAAACUGGCUUCAGAUGACGACUUCGUUGAAGUAAACCCAACUGCUGAAGAUACCACUGAUGAGCCUUUGGACUUGGAUAGUAUCCUCCAGGAUACAUCUGAUAUCGCACAACCAUCUGAGAUCGACCCCAACAAUUCAGACUUGAUGGUGGAAACACUCAAGGCCAACUUGGACCACUCUAACAGAACCAUUGCCAAGCUCAGAGCAGCUCUCGUGAAAUUGAAGUUUGACAGUCCAUACAAGGACAGUAACAAAACACCAAAGACGAAAAACUUAAAAUACAAGGAGUUUAUUGCUCCCGCAGCAGAAAGAUCUAUUUCUUAUCUUUCACCAGCCAAGAGAAAUUCCAAAUUCAUCAUAUUGGAUCACGCAGAUCCGGAAGACCUGAACGAAAAUGACCUGAAUGAUAAAUCUCCUUCAUCCGCCAAAUGGCCGCAGGAAGAAAACUGGGAGGACUUCAUUGGCGAUGACAUCGACGCCACUCCUUCCAAGCCUUCGCGUCGUAUCAUAGAUGAUGAUGAUGAUGACGGAAAGAAGAGUUUGUCCCUGGAGAGUUCUGUCGAGAAGAAUACCACACAUACCUCGUACUUGCCAGAUUCAGACUAUUCUGACGAAGAAGUCGAUUCUGCUGUCAGAAACAAAAGACGUGUGCUCUCGCAGGAGCUAUCCAAGGCUGCUGGUGCUAUCACAGAACAGCAGGUCAGAGAGUUUGCAGAGGAAAACAACCUAGUGUUGCUUUCGCUGGAAACGUACUCCAAACUUGAAUAUAAUGACGUUGAGGAGAUUCCGCUUGAUAGACUUAUCAAUGUGGUUGAAAACAAGGGCUUUGUAUUGCUCAGUAAGCUGGAGCACAGCGAUCUCAUUGAUGAGAAGAGCAUGCAGCAGAGAUUGGAGGCUCAUGGUAUGGUGACGAUACCAUCAGAGGAGUAUUCCACUAUUCAAAAGAAUUCUGAGAAGUACGAGCAUCCAGACUUCUCUUAUCUUUCUGAGAAGUUGAAGGCAUCUGGGCACGAACCUGUAGAAGCGAGCUAUUUGGCAUCCCUCAAGGAAAAUGAGGCGAAGUACCAGUCUCCCUCUGAAUCCUACUUACGCACGAAGUGUUUGGCUGCCAAAUUACAUCCACUCUCUGAAGACGAAUACUCUCAUCUCAAAUCGGUUGAAACUGACUAUGAUAGGCCCUCCAAGGAUUACCUUACUACCAAGGCAAACGAGAUGGGAUUGAUUGUUUCUUCAUCUAAAUUUUAUGACGAGUUGGUCAAAAGGGCCGAUAACCCAUCCAAGGAUGAUUUGACAAAUAAGGCAACUGCAAUGGGCUUCACAAUGAUUACCAAGGACGAGUAUUCGGACUUAUCCACUCCAUCCAUCGAGUCGUUGUUCAAGCAAGCCAAAUCUUUCAAUCACACGGUGUUGCCUCUGCUGGAGCAUGAGACAUUGCGGACUUUGGCUCAUGAGCCUCCUCUUGAGCAUUUGAUGACUAAAUCGGCAAGCCAUAAUCAUGUCAUGGUCUCACAAGACGAUUUCAACAAGUUGGCCGAUGACUCUUUGGACGCCGUAAAGAAGAAAGCAGCGGAGUUGGGUUGCACCUUGUUGAGUAUCGAAGACUUUGAUUCUUUACAUAAAUUAGCUUACUCUCCAACAAUUGAGCAAUUGAAGGAAAGAGCAAAGGGUUACACAGUUCUUCUGGGAGAGGAAUAUGAUAAACUCAGAAAAGCGGCGAAUGCUCCAAGUCUUGCUGAUAUUCAGAAGCAUGCAGAGAAUAAUGAUCUCGUCACCCUUUCCACUUCGGAGUACACAGAGCUAUUCAACCAGGCCAACGAGCCAACCGUCGAGCACAUCAACGCCAAGGCUGGUGAAAGGUCGCUUGAAGUUAUCAAGUCUUCCGAGCUUGAGAGACUUAGAAAGAACGCCGAAAAUCCAGACCUUGACCAUCUCACCCAAAGGGCUUAUGCAAUGGGACACUCGAUAGUGGAACUGGACAAACUUGAAGAAUUGGAGAAAACCGUCAAGACUCCAACUCUCGAACACAUGACUUCGAAGGCUAAGCAAUUGCAAAUGCGUCUUGUUCCUGUUGAUGAAUACGAUGCUCUUUUACACGAGAAAGAGCUGCCCUCUCUUGAUUACUUGAAAUCAAAAGCAGAUGGCCACGAGCAUGAUAUUAUAUCCAAAGAAAAAUUGAAUCAGUUGCACAAUCCAACAGUUCAUGAAUUGCAGCUGCUUGCUGAGAAGUUAAAUCAGUCUAUUAUUGAAACUACGGAACUUGAGAAACUUCAGAAAUCGGUUAACGAUCCAACCUUGGAUGAUUUGAGAGGAAAGGCUGAAAAGCUAGACUAUACACUUGUGGAACAAGCUGUAUUCGACAAACUUCAAGUAAUGGCGAACGAACCCUCUGUUGCGCACCUAAGAAGCAUUGCAUCCAAACUGGGAUAUGCCGUUGUUGAAGAGAAUGAGUUGUCGAAAUUAAAAGAACUCGCGCACGAGCCACCUCACGAACACAUUGUGUCCCGUGCAGAGGCUGUAGGCUUGAAAGUCAUUCCUACUGACGAGCACGACAAAUUGGUCCUUUUAGCAGAAUCACCAGAUAUUUCACACCUUUCCAAUAUGGCAGGGAAGCAUGAUCAUGUUGUUAUCGGCAAACUGGAUUACGACAAUCUCAAGAGUAUUGUCGAUGAACCGUCGAUCGAUCACCUAAUGAAUAAGGCAGAAUCUCAAGGGCGCAUACUUGUCAAGAAGGAAGACUUUGAGCAUCCAUCUCGUGAGUAUUUGGAGGAAAAAGCAAAGAACAAAAACUUAGUAUUGCUUUCUACAGAAGAUCAUGACAACAUGAGGCUGCAACUUGAGCAGCCUACUCGUGACUAUUUGGAGAAAAAGUCGAAGAAUAUGAACAUCGUAUUACUUGAUUCUGACAAGCACGAGAAUUUGCAGAGACAAGUUGAGCUGCCAUCUCGUGAGUACUUACAAGACAAGGCCAAGCUUCACAAUUUGGUUGUUAUGCAUUCUGAUGAUCAUGAAUCCUUGAAGAAGCAAAUUGAGCAACCGUCGCGUGACUUCUUGGAUGAAAAAGCAAAAUCACAAGGCUUGGUUCUCGUCUCGGCUGAUCACCAUGAUGAAAUGAAGAAACAAUCUGAAAAUCCAUCUCGGGAGCAUUUGGAAGACAAGGCGAGGUCUCAGAAUUUAGUCGUCAUCUCAUCUGAAGUUCAUGACACGUUGAAAAAGCAGGCUGAAGACCCAUCUCGUGAGCAUUUGGAGGACAAGGCGAGAUCCCAGAAUUUAGUCGUCAUCUCAUCUGAAGUUCAUGACACGUUGAAAAAGCAGGCUGAAGACCCAUCUCGUGACCAUAUAGAGGCAAAGGCAAAAGCACAGAAUUUGAUCGUCCUUUCUUCCGAUGAUCAUGAUUCUUUGAAGAAGCAAGUGGAUUUUCCAUCUCGUGAAUACUUGCAUGAUAAGGCGAAGGCUCAGAAUUUAGUUGUUCUCACUUCCGAUGAUCACGAGGCUAUGAAGAAGCAGUUGGAACAUCCAAAUCGCGAAUACUUGGAGGAUAAGGCUAAGGACAACAAUUUGGUUGUUGUUGAUUCUGAAAGAUAUGAUACCUUGUCCAAGAGCUUCGAGCAGCCUUCCAAGGACUUCAUUAAAGAAAAGGCAUCUGUGCAUGGCUUGGUUCCUUUACCAAUUGAGGAGCAUGAAAAGUUGGUUCAGACGUUUGAAAACCCAUCAACGGAACAUAUUCAGAAGUCUGCUGGAGCUAAGGGUUUGACUGUGAUUCCACAUACCGAGUACGAGAAGUUGAAACGUGAGGCCAGAGAUCCGACCCAAGAAAGCGUUAUCGCCAAAGCCCUUGGUCUUGGACUUACUGCUGUCGCUACCGCUGAAUUUGCCACAAUGAAGAGAAUGACCACCAAUCCUACAAUUCCGGAACUCACACUGGUUGCUCUAAAGUCAAAUCACCAUGUAAUUCCAGUUCCCGAGUACGAAUCGUUGAAGAAGCUUGCCUAUAGUCCUUCUGUUGAGCAGAUACAAAAACAUGGUGAAAAGCAUCAACAUGUUGUGGUACCAAAGAAAGAGAUCGAGGAGCUCGAAGGUCUCGCUUACAAGCCUUCAAUCGAGCAUAUCCAAAGUAAGGCUAAGGACCUCGACAGCGUUGUUGUGCCUAAGAGCGAUUACGAAUCAACUACCCUACUCGCUCAACGGCCAUCGAUAGACCAUAUCAAGGAGAAAGCAGAGAAUUUGGGAUACGAGAUUUUGCCAAAACAGGACUUGGUCGACUUGCAAUCGCUUGCACAAACACCACCGGUAGACCAUAUUGUGUCGAUAGCUUCAAAGCAGCAUGACCACGCUGUCAUUCCUAACUCUGAAUUGGCUAAUUUGAAACUGUUAGCGCAUGAACCUUCGGUGAAUCACUUGCAGAAGGUUGCCGUUAAACAUGGCCAUGUGGUUGUGCCUGCGGUUGACUUUGAUAAUCUCAAGAAGACUGCGGAGUCACCUGGAAUUGAGCAUCUCCAACAGAGGGCCAUCGCUCAAGACCACUUGGUUAUUUCCAAAUCAAAGCAUGAGAAAUUGUCCGAACUUGCAUAUUCCCCGGAUGUAACUCAUAUCCAGUCGGUAGCAAAGGAACGCAAUCUUACUACUUUGAGCGAGGAUCAACAUGACCAGCUUGUAAAGUUGGCGCAUAACCCAGAGGUUGAACAUGUCAAGACACAUGCUGAGAGGUUGGGAUUGGAAGCUGUGGAUAAAGACGAGUUGCUCAAGAUGAAGAGAACUAUCGAGGAUCCAACUUUGGAUUACCUCACGCAUCAUGUGGCCUCGCAUGGAUACAUUGCAGUUCCAAGCAAGGAAUUCGAAACCCAUCUCGAACAUGAAAAGAGAGCUAAAAACAUGAAACUCGUUCCAAACGAAGAAUAUGACAGAUUGAACGGUAUUUGCACUGAUCCUCUGCUCGACUUCUUGAAAGAGAAAGCACAGAAAUAUGAUUCAUCUAUUAUUGAGAACUCCAAGCUUGAGAAGUUAAGAAGCAUUUCCAGUGAUCCAAGUCUAGACUUCUUAAGUGAGCAUGCUGAAGCCAGCGGUUACAGGUUGGUGAAGCACACGGAUUAUGAUGAUUUGAAAACAUCUGUUGAGCAUCCUUCGAAAGAAUACUUGGAUAAUCAGGCUUCGCUGCUAGGCUUGAAGUUGGUUGAACAAAAGAAACACGAUGACAUGUCCAGUUUAAUGGAGCAUCCAACUAAGGAGUUUUUAGAAGAGAAGGCUGAUGUCCAGGGUUAUAAGUUGGUCGAACAGAAGGAUUAUGAUGAGAUGACUAAUCUUCUUGAACAUCCAACCAAUGAGUUCUUGAGCGCAAAAGCUGCUUUGGGAGGUUUCAAAUUAGUGGACCAAAAGGAGUUUGAUGACAUGGCAACCUUGGUGGACAGUCCUUCCACUGAAUUCUUGACUGAAAAGGCUGCUACUCAAGGAUACAAAUUAGUUCAGCAGAAGGAGUUCGAUGAGAUGAGCGAGAUAGUAGAGAAUCCAUCAACCAAGUUCUUGACCCAGAAGGCUGCUUCUGCGGGCUUCAAAUUAGUUGACCAAAAAGAAUUCGAUGAUAUGGCCACUUUAGUGGAGAGUCCUACCACUGAAUUUUUGUCUGAGAGGGCAGCUGGUCAAGGCUUGAAGCUAGUUGAACAGCAGAGCUACGAUGAGAUGAUUAGCACUGUGAAAAAACCGUCGACAGAAUUCUUAAUUGAGAAGGCGCUUUCACAAGGUUAUACCUUAGUUCCGAAGAAAGAUUACGAUGAUAUGGUCACUCUUGUUGAGCAGCCUACCACUGAGUAUUUGACUGACAAGGCUAUGUCUCGAGGUUACGCUUUAGUUGAUAAGAAAGACUACGAUGAGAUGACAGUCGCGUUACAAGACCCAACCACAGAGUUCUUAACUGAAAAGGCGGUGUUGCAGGGUUAUACUUUGAUUCCAAAGAAAGAAUAUGAUGAGAUCACAGCCACCGUGGAGAAUCCUUCGAGGGAAUUUUUGGUUGAAAAAGCUGAGAAUAGUAAGUUGACCCUUAUUCCAGUGGAAGAAUUGGCAAAUCUCAAGAACCAAGUUGAAAAGCCGUCAUUACAGUACCUCCAGGAGAAAACCCUCGAUCACAACCGAACCCUCGUCCCCACUUCAGAAUACAAGUCAUUGCUUGCCACUAUUGAUGAGCCUGAUGAUGAGUACCUAAAGCAAAAGGCAGCAUCCAAGGACUUGUAUAUUGUUCCAAGGGCGGAGUACAACAGCUUGACUGAGAACUUGGAAAAGCCUAACAUUGACUAUGUGAAAGAAAAAGCUAGGGGUCACAACCAUGCCGCAAUUCCGAAUGCGGAACUAAAGAAAAUGCAAGAUACAGUUGCUGCCCCAUCGCUCGAGUUCUUGAGAGAAAAGUCCCAAACUCUUGGUUUCCAAGUGGUGGAAACGUCUGAAUUUGAGCGCUUGAAGGAUCGUGAUAACAGAACAAUUGAGCAAUUGGCAUCCGAAACAGGACAGGUGGUAAUUGACGGUGAAAAACUCCGUCACUUGCAGGAAGAGGUUGAAAAUCCAUCGCUUAAUUUCCUAAGCGAGCAUGCUCGCGCGUUAGGAUGCAUAUUGGUUCCUGAAAUUGAGUAUAAUUCUACCGUGAAACAGGCGCAGGAACCUUCAGUUGACCAUAUAACGGAAAAAGCAAGUCAGCUCGGAUAUUCCAUUUUGUCACAUUCUGCCCAUGAAUCUUACCUUGAACCGCUCGAGAAGAAAAUCACACAGGCAGGAUUGAUCGCUUUAACCAAAGAAGACCACCAGAAAUUAUUAAGUCUGAUUGAAUCCCCAAGCCUUGACUACUUGAACAAAAAGGCUGCUGAGCAAGGCCAAUUGAUGAUCUUCAAAGACAAGUUUGAAGCUCUUCGCAGAAAGGCUGCCCAGCAUGAUGAGGCAAAUGCCGCAGGCAUGGUUUCGAUUGCAAGACCUCAGUUCGAUGAAUUACAGACCAAGAGCGUGGAGUUCAGUGACUUCAAAAAGAGACUUGAUGAACCAUCUCUCGAGUAUAUCCAAGAUUCUGCCGACAAGUUGAGUCUUGUCGUGUUGUCGCGUCCUGAUUAUGACAAACUCAAAGAGAGCCUGGAGCAGUCCAUUUUUGACAGAGCUGCCAGCUUGUCAAUGGUUGCUAUUCCUGCUGAGGAGUUCAACGUGUUGAAAGCUAACGCAGAGAAAACCCUUGAGGCAAGAGCAGCUGAGGAGAAUAUGGCUCUUUGUAAUCCAGCGCAACUAGACCAGUUGAAGAGAGAAUAUGCCUCACCAUCAUUUGACAAAAUCAAACAAGUGGCAAACGCAAAGGGUUACACAUUGAUCGCUGCCUCGGAACUCGAAGAGCUACGUAACCAAGCUUCUCAGCCUAUUGAAUCGAAGGCUGCCUCUCUUGGAGUGGCAUUGAUUCCCGUCUCUCAGUACGAAAGUAUGAAGCUCAUGAUGGACAAUCCUUCGACUCAGUAUCUUGAGUCAAAGGCAGCUGCUAAGAAGAAGGUCAUUAUCGAUGAAUCCUUGUACGAAGAGUUGAAGAAUGACCGUUCUCUCAGCAUAGAAGACAGAGCAACGAACGCAGGUCUUGUUGUGCUCCCAGUUGAAGAAUAUGCUGACUUGCACUCCAAGGCCACAGAGCCAUCCACCAAGCAUUUGCAGAAAUCUGCUGCAGCUCUCGGCUACAGUAUUAUUCCAAUAGCUGAAUUGAGUACACUCACAAAGCAAGCCAACAGAACUUUGGAUGAUCAUAUUCAGGGCACAAAUCUCAAGACAGUUGAUGCAAAAGAGUAUAACUCAUUGCUCUUGAAGGCCAACAAGCCUUCGAUCCAGCAAAUCACUGCUCUUGCAGAGAAAAAUGGCUUGGCCGUUGUGCCAAAAGAAGAACUUCUGGCAUUGCAAAACGAUGCAGCUGAGUCUCUUGAAACCAAAGCACGUCUAAGGGGAAUGGUUCUCGUCCAUACCGACGAAUAUGAAUCCCUUUUGGCUCAGCUUGAUAAGCCUUCUGCCUCUCACUUGAAGGAGAAGGCGCUAGUGGCCGGCCUCUGUGUCCUUACCGCGUCUGAAUAUGAACAACUCAAGGACAAUAAGCAGGCAGACAUUUAUGAUCUUGCAAAGGAAGAAGGGCUUGUUGUUGUUGAGGCUGGAGAAUACAAGGCACUUGUGGAUGACUUGGCGAAUGCCAAACGUGAUGCAUUAACUCUUGACGAUGCAGAUAAGUUAGAUCUGGUCAAGAGUAAGCUCAGAGAUGGUGGAUUCGAGGUCAUGACAAAAGAGAAGUACGCAUUCAUGAAUACUAGCUCGGCUAUCGACCCGGAGAAACUUACUGAGGCUGCUGAAAAGAAGGGAAUGAUUGUUAUGUCUGAAGAUGCUCCUUCUCAAGGUGAUAUUCAGAGAAUUGUCACAUUAUUGGAAAACAGAGGUUACAGUGUUGUUGACAAGAGCGAAGUCCAAGGUGGAUUUGCUGAUGCUGCAGAGGAAUUCCACUUGAAUUCUGAGGAAUUGGCGAAGAGCGCUGACAGAUUAGGAAUGGUUGCUCUUGACAAGAAGACAUACGCCGACUUAGUAGCAGGAUCUGCUCCCCAAGAUCAUGAGUCUUUAAAGACUGCUGCAACUGCCCUUGCGAUGUCGGUAGUGCCCAAUGUUGAACUCAUGAAAAUGAAGCAAAGUUUGGCUGAGAGCAAUGCGACAAUUUUCAACUUGAAAAAGAAGACACCCAAUGCGGAAAUGACGAGAGAAACUCUUCUCCAGAAGCUGAGAUCACUUGGACUCAUCACCCUUGACAAGAAGGAGUAUCAGGCGCUCAAAGAUCAGAAUGCGAAGAGUGUGUCAUCGGGAGUUAUGACCGAAGAAGAUGUUAGAGCUAGGGCGGGAGAUUUGGGUCUUUCUGUUGUUAAGGCUUCAGAACUCAAUGCAUUGAAGCGCUCGUCUCUUGUGUUUGAGGAUAAAAAGAUGUUUAGAACUGCAGCAAAGAAGUUUGGAUGGCUCUGUGUCCCUGAAACUGCGUUUAUUCCAACUACAGUCCAGAGGCAAGCCGAUCCAGACAAGGUGACGUUGGUUCCAACCACAUAUUAUAACAAGUUGUACCAGAGUGAUAGCUUGAAUAUUGAGAAAGUUACCGAUGAUGUUUUCAGGCAGUAUGCACAGAAGAGAGGCUACAGACUGGAGGUCGACUCUGCGGAGCUCAGGACUCCAAUGGUCCCUCCAGAUGCAGAUAUCGAUUCGUUGAACCUCUCGCCAGUGAGCGCAGACAAGGUGACUCCAUUGACGAACCAAUUUGCACCAAAGGUUCCAAGGUCUCAGUCCACAACAUCACAUCUCUCCACGCAAUCCAAGGGAGGCAGUCUAAUGAACUCCAUCACAGGCAUGUCGAUUGCUACUAACAUUUCGUUCACAGACAGAUCGAUGAUCCCAGCCAUCACACAAGUGGUGAUUGGAGAGUACUUGUUCAAGUACUACCGUAAGCUUGGCCCAUUCAGCUCUAUUUCCGCUGAUCGUCACGAGCGUUACUUUUGGGUGCAUCCAUAUUCGUUGACGCUCUACUGGUCUUCGUCUAACCCUGUGUUAGCUAACCCAGCAGAUGUGAAGACCAAGGCGGUAGCUAUCCUUAGCGUGGAAAGUGUGGAUGACAACAACCCACUCCCCACGGGACUUUAUCACAAGUCGAUUGUGAUUCACUCUCAAACCAAGACUGUAAAGUUCACGUGUCCAACUAGACAAAGACACAACAUCUGGUACAAUGCAUUGCGGUACAUGGUGAACCGCAGUAUCCAUGAGCUCGACUUCGGACGUGGAGCCAAUGCGUCGUACCCACACAACCGCACUCCGCCUGAUGAUGAUGUUCCUGAGUUGGACUUUGAGUCAUCAACGAGACAUGCCUUCCCCAGAUCAUCCACGGUGCUGCGCAGUUCUUCGAACAGAAGAUUCAAUAGUCUCAAGCCAUAG
Molecule: messenger RNA, 10707 nt
Organism: Sungouiella intermedia
Lineage: Eukaryota; Fungi; Ascomycota; Pichiomycetes; Serinales; Metschnikowiaceae
Source: the annotation of a GenBank genome assembly